Molecule: messenger RNA, 636 nt
Organism: Zygosaccharomyces rouxii
Lineage: Eukaryota; Fungi; Ascomycota; Saccharomycetes; Saccharomycetales; Saccharomycetaceae
Gene: MRPS18
Product: mitochondrial 37S ribosomal protein YmS18
Exons: 1
Coding region: 1-636 (211 amino acids)
Biological process (GO): translation
Cellular component (GO): ribosome
Molecular function (GO): structural constituent of ribosome
Source: RefSeq, a predicted model, not a curated record
AUGAGAGCUGAUAGAAUCCUAAACGUCUUUCGUCAAGUGGGGAAAAGGUACCAAUCAAGUUUGGCUGGUUCAAAUGGACCAGGUGUGACGUUUUCAAGCAUCGCAAAGCAGCAGGAACAACAGGAACAAGAUAUCUCAAAUGUGGUGAGCCCCAGUAGUGGUAAGAAUAAGAAUGCAUUAAAACCUAAUGAACGGCCUGUGAAAUACAUUUUGAACUGUCUAUUCUCAAAAAACAAUGCACAUUUUACCUAUUCAGCAGUUAUGGAAGAUGUUAACUUCUUGAAGAACAACCAAGAUCUAUCCUAUAAUGAGAAAUUCUUCUACUAUUUGAAUCUACCACGUAGGGUUAAAUUUUCACUUUCCACAGGUUGUUUAGGAUUUAGGAAAGCCGCCAGAGGUGAAUACGAAGCUGCAUUUCAAACUUCCGCCAAAGUUUUCCAAUUGAUCCAGGAUAAAAAAUUAAUGGAUAAAGAUAUUGAAAUUGUGAUGAAAGAUUUUGGUAAAGGUAGAGCUGCCUUUAUCUCUGCAUUAAAUGGUAAGGAAGGUACACAACUUCGGAAAAAUGUGGUUAGAAUAAGUGACAAGACUGCGUUGAAAUUUGGUGGUGUGAGGGCUCCAAGAGUAAGAAGAUUGUGA